Molecule: messenger RNA, 968 nt
Organism: Geodia barretti
Lineage: Eukaryota; Metazoa; Porifera; Demospongiae; Tetractinellida; Geodiidae
Source: the annotation of a GenBank genome assembly
GGCGGGUGAGACAGAGACACGUUAGAGUUCACACAUGGGAUCACAAAAAUAUCUAUGCACCGACAAGUUCCAGUUUGCUAUGUUGUUAUUGGUGAGCCAGCCUGCCUAUAUGUAGUUGUCUGAAUUGCAUGUGCUUCUACUCUCAAUGUUGCCUCCCUUACUAUGAGGUGUUGUGGAACAAACCGUAGCUUUGUAUAUACGCACCUAAUUACCCUCGGCGCGCAUGCGCAGCGAGGGUACUGUAGUUGGGUGUGUGUGUGUGUGUGUGUGUGUGUGUGUGUGUCUGUUACUCUACAUCUCACCUCUCGAAUGUCUGUUCGUCCCAGAAACGAUACCAUCUACCCAACGGGCGACGAAGAACAAUUUUCAUCCUCACGUCUUGGAGCGGAGUGUCUCGGGCAUCCAGAUGGCCACCACGGCGCCGGAGAGGAGACUGAGGAGGAGGUUCACCAGACAUGGGAGACUGUACGGGAACCGCGUCAGGAACUCCCGAACCACCGCAUCUGUGUACCAAACAGCAUGAACACUGAGAGAUACCGAAAAGAGGACUCCACUCUCGUUACAUGAAAAAAUAUUUUACUGCCUGAAUAAUUCCACAGGUUAUCGACAUUGUUACAAUAAGUUCUUGCAUAGCCUUUAUAAACUCGUGAUGCCAGAGAGAGAAGUUGAGUACGCUCUGCUGAUGAGGGCCAACAAGCCCGAAACAGCUGUCCAGAGCUCCCCAUCUUUUUUCUCUUGGCAUCACAUGGUGUUUUUUUUAUUUUAUACAUGGCAAAUAUGGAGGCUUCCUUCUACCCCAUUGGUGUCUUAAUUAAAGGGACCCCCACUUUACUCACUUGAUAUAUUGAGGUUGUACUGACCGAUGGGGUCAGCUAGAGCCCCAGAGACUGCAGGACCCAUGAUCAGGCCCAGACUGAAGGCACAGAUGAUGAGAGACAUGCCCAGGGCCUGGGAUCGGUUGGUUGUGG